CAAUUGUGGUAUAAAGGUGAAAAUAUUGUUAAUUUAAUGUCGAUCAUUUCUUGAAAUAAUACUAAUUGUGACAAUAAUACGAAUCUAAUAUGCCUUUAAAGUAUACUCGCAAGAAUCGUAGUUAAUACAAGAAAUAAAUUUCAUUAAUUAAUUGAUUAGAUGAAUGUAGUGAAGAAUUAAACAAUGUUCGCAUCUUUGAAGAAUAAAAUUCGAGAGGAGACAGGCAGUGAUCUAUCUAAAUUGACUGCCAAAAUCACCUCCUCUACAGUGCAAAGGAUAGAUUCAUUGAGGGGCCGUGGCUCCACAACCAGUAUUAACUCACUUGUAUCAUCUGAUGGUGUCAGAGAAGACAAUGGUGAGUUUAAAAGUGAAGAGGACUAUAGAAGACGGUUGAAUAGAUUAGAGCAAGAAUUUGCAAAGAAAUUGGAUGAAAAGGAAAAGGAAUGGAGAGACGCAUUGUGUGAUAAGGAUAAGCAUGUGCAGAGUUUGGAGAGGGAAAAGGAAGAAGCCCAUAAACAGAUACAUAAUUUAAAGGAUUCUUUAAAAAAUGCAGAAGUUUGUAAGCAGAAGAUGGUAGAGAGGCAGGAGGAUAAGGAACAGAUUGAAAAUUUCCAAACUCAAGAACUAGGAAAAGUGAAACAUUUAGUUCUCUUAAGGGAGCAAGAGUUGGAAGAGAAAACUUCAUCUUUGAAAGAGGCAAAUCAACAAUUGGAUAAACUAAGAAGUGAAGUUAAUAGGCUGAGGAGAUUUGAGGAACAAUUGAGUCAUUCACAGGAUGAUUUAGAAAGUUUGCGACAUUCUAGUGCUAGAGAUUUAGCUUCUUUGGCUUCGGAUUUAGCUAAGAGGGAGGAGGAAAAACGACAUUUAACAUAUUUGGUUGCCGUGUUGGAGCAACGAGCUGCAUGCGAUUGUAAUUCUAGCGGUAAUAAUGAUCAUGUAAAUGCCGAAAGAAAAUUAUUAGAGCAGAGACUCGAGGAAGCACACAUACAUUUGGCCGAUAUCAAAACAUCUUGGAGCGACAAGAUCGCGUCCCUCGAAACUCAAGUCGGUCGUUUGAGUAGACAAGCUGCCGAAGAAGGAGCUGAAAGGCGAAGAGCUGUUGAUGAGAAAGAAGUAUUGUUAGAGAGAGUAAGACAAUUAGAAUGCGAAUUAGAGUGCAAUAAUUUAGAGUUGAGUAAUAAAGAGGCUAAAAUGAAAAGGUUAACAAUGGAAGUUGAGGAAUUAUCCGCGGAAUUGAAAAGUAUUAGGUCAAAAACUGAGCAAGAGGUCGCUUCUUUAAGGGACCAAAUCCAAAACGUAACGACCGAAAUAAAAGCGGUCCGCAAGAAUCUGGAAAAUGCGGAAAGCGAAUUGGAAAAGAACGACGACGAAUGUGCGAAGUUGAGGAUCUCCGUGGAUUCUGAACAUCAAGCCAACUUAUCCUUAAAGCAAGAUAUAACGAGAUUGGAGAAGGAUUUGAUGGACGAGAAAAGCAAUAGUCUGAAUGUGCAAAGGACGCUAACUAGAGUAACCGCGGAGAAAAAUACAGCAUUAUUAAGAAAUGCAGAGAUUUCGCAGCAGAUGGAAUUGGCCAAGCAGGAAACGCGUCGACAAGAGACGGAGAUGAAUGACUUGCUUAAUAAGAUUGGUCAGUUAGAAGAGGAAAAUAAACAAUUCAAGGAGAAGGAAACUAAAGGUAUUGAACAGGAGCUGAGAAAUACCGUAGCAGUAUUAGAAGAGCAACUUUCCGAUAAGAAUAAGAAUAUAAAAACGCUGCAGCUCCGACUGGCCGAUAUGAAAAAGACAUUACAACAAGAAUUGCGCACCACGAACCAUUCAAAUUUUUACGACAUCGACACGAACGCUGCAAUUUUGACUCCGAGUCAAACUACAACACGCCAUCACCAAUUCACUGUUCGAAAGGACGACGACGAUGUUAACUUCACAUACCUCAAACACGUUAUUAUCAAAUUCUUAACUAGUCGAGAGUACGAGGCUCAGCAUUUAACUCGGGCCGUCGCCACUCUGUUGAAAUUCUCCCCAGAAGAGGAGAAGCUUUUAAACGAUACCUUAGAGUGGAAAAUGUCGUGGUUUGGUAGCAGACCGAAAAUUGAUAAGUAAAAUUUGUUUAGCCGAGGGACGAUUACAGCGUACACUUCUGGAGUUAAGUGUUGAUACUGGCCGCUGUUGUCCAG
Molecule: messenger RNA, 2174 nt
Organism: Nicrophorus vespilloides
Lineage: Eukaryota; Metazoa; Arthropoda; Insecta; Coleoptera; Silphidae
Product: golgin subfamily A member 1
Exons: 9
Coding region: 184-2100 (638 amino acids)
Cellular component (GO): Golgi apparatus
Source: RefSeq, a predicted model, not a curated record